AUGGCUAGUCAUCAAUGCAAUGUUACGGUGCCACAGUCAGAAAAAGUGUCUUCGGUGCCAACAUCAUCUUCUACAGAAAUCAGCCUUUCCAGUUGCGCUUUGCCACAACAGUCUCGUGCUAACACUGCCAAAAAGCAUUUCUUCUUCUCCACUAGCAAUAUUCAUUUCUGGACUAUCGGACGAUCCACAAAAAAGACAUCCGAAGAGGCAUUAGCAAAUUCCGCUGCUGAUAUUGUAAAUCAUGGUGAUCAACUGCGUUAUAUUAAAGAGGAGCGGAAUACAUUGCGCAAGCGUCUAUACGAGUGUUCAUUACGCAAUAGUGAGCGCAGUUUGCAGCUGAUGCGAACGAGCUGUACAGAUGAACAACGACAACAACAGCGAGAGCAACUGCAGGAUAUUCGAAGUGCCGCUAUCCAGAUACGGCAUAUGUCGGAACCAGAUGUAAAUAUGGUAAGCGAUCGUACAGCGCAAGAGCGUUAUUUACAGUUCCUGUCAAGAAGGAGUGAUGGUUUUAUGCAUGAAACCAAUGGUGAUAUCGAUAAGGGUGAUAAGACAGAACAGGACAACAGUAGUGAGUGGAAGGAAUGGAUGAGAAAUCAACCAAUCAGUGUCCUUAGAUUAGAUCGAACGGAACGACUAGUCUUAAAAAUUGGAGGU
Loa loa (African eye worm) is the source of this 657-nucleotide messenger RNA. RefSeq lists its product as hypothetical. Lineage: Eukaryota; Metazoa; Nematoda; Chromadorea; Rhabditida; Onchocercidae. The record is from RefSeq and is a predicted model, not a curated record. The transcript is spliced from 3 exons. The annotation marks the transcript as partial.